Gordionus sp. m RMFG-2023 is the source of this 606-nucleotide messenger RNA. RefSeq lists its product as uncharacterized. NCBI's taxonomy places the organism in Eukaryota, Metazoa, Nematomorpha, Gordioida, Chordodea, Parachordodidae. Bases 1 to 606 code for a protein of 201 amino acids. The transcript has a single exon. The record is from RefSeq and is a predicted model, not a curated record.
AUGUUAACGAUAACUACACAUAGGGGUUUAUUUGCGUUUUGUAGGCUACCUAAAGUUUCGGCGCCAAUUUUUCAAAGGACUAUGACGGCGUUAUUUCAGGGAAUAAAAGGAGUAAUGUAUUAUUUAGAUGAUGUUCUGAUAUCGGGUAAUACAGAAGAAGAGCACAAUACUAGAUUGGUUAAAGUGUUAGAUAUAAUAUUGGAAAAUGGUUUAAGAGCCAAUAUGAAUAAAAGUGUUUUUGGAGUAAAAGAAAUUAAGUAUUUAGGACAUAUUAUUAAGGGUAAUGAAAUUACGCCAAUUGCAAAGAAUAUUGAUAAGAUAAUGAAUAUGAGAGCACCGAUUAAUAAAACGGAAGUACAGGCGUUUUUAGGAGCAACAAAUUAUUAUCAUCGUUUUGUUCAAAAUUAUGCAGAAAUUGCCACUCCGUUGUAUGAUUUAUUAAAGAGAAAUAAAAAGUUUGAAUGGGGAGAAGCACAGGAGAAAAGUUUCGAAAGAUUGAAAAUAAAAAUGGUAGAGAAACCUAUAUUAAAUUGUUUAAAUGAGAAUUUAGAUAUUAUAUUAGCAGUUGAUGCGUCCAAUGAAGGUAUAGGAGGAGUAUACAGAUGA